Messenger RNA from Pyrus x bretschneideri (Chinese white pear), 1227 nucleotides. Its product is annotated as protein TIC 22, chloroplastic. The coding region runs from base 37 to 876 and encodes 279 amino acids. The transcript is spliced from 9 exons. Gene Ontology annotation, cellular component: chloroplast. Gene Ontology annotation, biological process: protein transport. Lineage: Eukaryota; Viridiplantae; Streptophyta; Magnoliopsida; Rosales; Rosaceae. The record is from RefSeq and is a predicted model, not a curated record.
CUGCGCUACUCGUCAGUCGUCACUCGCACUGAAACGAUGGAGUCCCCAAAGCCCUACCCGCGCCCAAACCCUCUGCUAUCGCUCUCCAGCUUCAUACACCAGCACUGCCUCCGCCUCGGCGCCGAGCUCUCCACCCGCCUCGAAGAUACCAAGCGGCUCGCCGGAACCAUAGCAGGCAACUUCGCGCCGGCGGCGAGCAGGCGCAUGCGUUCGGCGCCGGUUUCUCCUCCCUUCGCGUGGCUGGCUCAAAGAAAUCACGCUCUGGCCGCUACCCUCAGCUCUGACCACGUGGCGAAGAGCCUGGCCGGGACGGCCGUAUAUACGGUUAGCAAUUCGAACAAUGAGUUCGUGCUCAUCUCUGAUCCCAAUGAGGCCAAGUCCAUUGGAUUGCUUUGCUUUCGGCACGAAGAUGCCGAAGGAUUCCUCGCUCAAGUUCGAUCGAGGAGAGAAUUACGAAGUGCGGCUAAAGUUGUCCCGAUUACUCUUGACCAGGUGUACAUGCUGAAGGUUGAAGGAAUUGCAUUCCGGUUUCUGCCUGACCCAGUUCAAAUAAGGAAUGCACUUGAGCUCAAAUCCGCUGACAGGAGUGCAUUUGAUGGAGUUCCUGUUUUUCAGUCCGACCUUCUGGUUAUGAAGAAGAGAAACAAGCGUUACUGCCCAAUAUAUUUCACCAGGGAAGAUAUUGAAAAAGAAUUGUCAAAGGUAUCCAGAGCAUCCAGAGGACCAGGGGUUUCUCAACACAUAAUGGUUGGCAGUUUGGAAGAUGUUUUGAGAAAAAUGGAGUCAAGUGAAAAGAAUUCAGGCUGGGAAGACCUGAUUUUCAUUCCACCAGGAAAAAGCUACUCACAGCACAUUCAAGAUGUGGUGAAACCCUGAAGCAUACAAAGGCCAUCUUCAACUAACCAUACAAGGAUUUAAAUUAGCACUGGUCGAUAAUGUGCAAGGAGAACCCGAGCUUGAUAGAGAACAUGGCAGAAUGGAACAAUCCGAAUAUGUUUUUGCCCAAGGUCAGUGAAUUGCCAACUGUGGACACUAGUGGAAAAUCAGUCGAUAAAUUUGAUAUCAUUGUUCUCUAGAGAGUGUAUCAAUGUUUCUGAUAUCGUAGAGGGGUUAGAGUAUUCAACUAUUUAAACACCAUGUUGCUCGCCAAACCCCAUGUAACACAUGUCGAAAGGCCACACUAAAUUAUAUGGAAGUGCUAUGACAGGAACACUAUAUUGUGUAGUA